Eruca vesicaria subsp. sativa (arugula) is the source of this 1039-nucleotide messenger RNA. The record is from the annotation of a GenBank genome assembly. NCBI's taxonomy places the organism in Eukaryota, Viridiplantae, Streptophyta, Magnoliopsida, Brassicales, Brassicaceae.
CAACACCACAAAUCCUUUUUCCUUUAUUUAUUUUCCAAGUCUGUAUUAACCCAAAAAAAAAAAAAAAAGAUUACACUACAAUACUUCUUUGGUGCAAACAAAAAGACUUGAAAGAGAGAAAAAAGAAAGUAAGAAUCUCUUGUAUCUUCUCUCCAGAUGAGGAUCCGUAAACGGCAAGUGCCUCUUCCUCUUUCGUCUCUAUUACCUGUUCCUCUCUCAGAUCUCUACUUUAACCGGUCACCGACGGCCACCGCUCGCUACUUUUGCGGCCAAGACAGAGACGGGGUUCUUGCUUCUCUUCUCCAGCUUUCACAACCGCCUGCGCCGGUUUCUCCACCGAAUCAGGAGAAAGCUUUGGAUGAUGAUGGUGUAAAGAGUAGUACUGAUGCAUCGGGCAGCAAGAACGUUAAUCCCGCAGGAGAAUCCAAUUCUUCAACACAAGUCGUCGAGGAGAAUGAAAAUGUUGUUACUCUAAGGAAGAGAAGAGGCUUUAUAAGCUUCCAUGAUGAGGAAGAAGAAGAAGCUAGUGGCGGUGGUGGUGGUAAUAAAGGAAAAAAGAAAGCCAAGAAGAGCGGUGUGUUAGAGGAAGGAUCACGGUGCAGCCGCGUCAACGGUAGAGGAUGGAGAUGCUGUCAGCAAACUCUUUAUGGGUAUUCUCUUUGUGAGCAUCAUCUUGGUAAAGGAAGAGUAAGGAGCAUGAACAAGAGUGCUGGCCGUCGUGGCGGCCGAGAGAAAAAGGCAGUGGUGGUGGAAGUGAAGAGCAAGAGAGUGAAGCUUGGGAUGGUGAAGGCCCGUUCGAUAAGUACUUUGCUUGGACAAGCCAGCACAAGUAGUGGUACUGCUGAGAGUGAGAUAAGUGCACUUGCUGAUCUGUUUGCUGCUUCUGAUAAGUAAGUAUGUCGAUCAGCAUUUACAGUUUUAUGUAUAUUUUUUUAUGUACAUGAUGAUAAUGGACAUAUCCCUCUAUGUUUUGGGUGUGUGAACAUUGUUUGUAGAUUGAUCGAUGACGUAAUGGUUCUAUAUGCAUCUUUGAAAACGG